Anopheles maculipalpis is the source of this 1953-nucleotide messenger RNA. Its product is annotated as sodium-coupled monocarboxylate transporter 1-like. Gene Ontology annotation, biological process: sodium ion transport; transmembrane transport. Gene Ontology annotation, molecular function: symporter activity. Lineage: Eukaryota; Metazoa; Arthropoda; Insecta; Diptera; Culicidae. The transcript is spliced from 7 exons. The record is from RefSeq and is a predicted model, not a curated record. Gene Ontology annotation, cellular component: membrane. The coding region runs from base 4 to 1875 and encodes 623 amino acids.
ACGAUGGCGGAUGUUACGAUCCUACACGGCAGCACACAAUCGAUCGAGUCGAUCAUCGAUGAAGAUGGCCUGCUUACCACCGAAAGUGUCAAGCGACCUGGGCCAAGUGUUGAAGACAUCAGUCGAUCAUUGCAACGGUUCAACUGGCCCGACUAUGUAGUGUUUGUGUUGAUGCUGAUCAGUUGUAUGGUGAUCGGUGUCUUUUUCGGCUACAAGGACCAUCAAAAGCACAAGCGCCAAAAGCAUGCCCGGCGUGGUUCGGAAGCGCUGGACUAUCUGGUCGGUGGGCGGAAGAUGAAAAUUAUUCCCGUGUCCGUGUCGCUAGUGGCGAGCUGGAUUUCGGGUAUCUCGUUACUGGGCACGUCGACGGAAAUUUACGUGUACGGAGUGCAGUACUGCUACAUUGUUUGUGCCGUGGUGCUGAUGGGCCUUGCGAUGAACUACAUCUUUUUACCAGUUUUUCAUGAUCUGCAGAUAACAUCUGCGUACGAGUAUCUACAAAUGAGAUUCGACAAACGUAUGAGAUUGGUCGGUUCUAUACUGUUUACCCUGGCCAGUAUCCUGUGGUUGCCUAUAGUGAUUUAUGUUCCAGCGCUUGCAUUUAAUCAAGUUUCUGGUGUUAACAUUCACGUGAUUACUCCGAUCGUCUGCUUGGUGUGCAUUUUCUAUACUAGCCUGGGUGGACUGAAGGCUGUCGUGUGGACCGAUGUUAUUCAAACCGGCAUCAUGGUUGGAGCAAUGAUUAUAGUAAUCAUCAAAGGUACGGCAGACGUUGGAGGACUUAGUGUAGUGAUCGAAAGAAAUUCGGCCGGUGAAAGAUUCGAACCUCCAGACUUUAAUCUGGAUCCUACGGCACGUAACACAUUCUGGACCUUGCUCAUCGGUGGUACCUUCUUCUGGACGUCCACAAACUCCAUCAAUCAGAACAUGAUGCAGCGGUACCUAUCGCUACCCUCGUUAGGUUCCGCUCGGAAGGCACUGGUACUGUUCCUGAUCGGGACAACCACCUUGCUGGCCAUGUGUUGCUACAACGGACUGCUCAUUUUCGCCAUGUAUCACGACUGUGAUCCACUGUCGACCGGAUUGGCAAAAGCGAAGGAUCAACUGGUUCCGUUGCUCGUGAUGGAAGUGCUCGGAGACUACCCAGGACUGGCUGGGUUGUUUGUGGCGGGCAUAUUCAGUGCUGCGCUUAGCUCGCUGUCCACUGCGUUGAAUUCGCUGUCCGCGAUUGUGCUGGAAGAUUUCUGCAAACCGUUCGUUUCCAAACCACUGACCGAGACGCAAACUCGAUACAUUAUGCGUUUCACAGUGUUGGCGUUCGGUGCACUAGCCGUUAUGAUGGUGAUCAUUGUCGAGAAGAUGGGUGCCGUGCUGCAGUUGUCAAUGAGCCUGGGACCGGUUACGUUGGGACCACUGUUUGGGCUGUUCCUGAUGGGUUUCUUCUUUCCGCGUAUCAAUGGAAGUUGUGCCAUCGUAGGAACAACGGCAGGUUUGGCACUAAUGUCCUAUAUCGUUAUACGAUCGCAAAUUUCGAUUGCUCUUAAGGAAAUCGUGUUUAUCGAAAAACCAGUCACCGUGGCCGGCUGUCAGUAUGAGUUUACACCAAAAAAUGCAACAUUGUUUGCGGAGGACGCUACGACGGGUGAAAAAUCGCUACAUCAUGUGUCUUUUCUGUACUACACGAUGAUCGGUUCGGUGGUGCCAACGAUUGUGGGCUAUCUGUCCUCGUUCAUUCUUCCGCGUUCGAAAACCGACGACAUCGAUCCCUUGCUAUUGGCACCGUUCCUGCGCCGUUUCUAUCAUAGUCGAGACAGUAAGGCUAAUCACAUGACAGAGGUACUGCACGAGUUUGAAACCAAAGACAUUCAGCUGUAAGUAGCGACCGUGGCGAUGAACAUGGUACAAACCGAGCGCCACUAUCACUGUACAUUAAUUGUUCGGAUUAGAGUAUUA